Molecule: messenger RNA, 4316 nt
Organism: Sphaeramia orbicularis (orbiculate cardinalfish)
Lineage: Eukaryota; Metazoa; Chordata; Actinopteri; Kurtiformes; Apogonidae
Product: homeobox protein aristaless-like 4
Exons: 4
Coding region: 367-1473 (368 amino acids)
Biological process (GO): regulation of transcription by RNA polymerase II
Molecular function (GO): RNA polymerase II transcription regulatory region sequence-specific DNA binding; DNA-binding transcription activator activity, RNA polymerase II-specific
Source: RefSeq, a predicted model, not a curated record
CGCAGGCUGGGCUCGGCGUGGGCCUACAUCUGAAGUGCGUGGAGGAGCCUGAAGGUCGGAGUGCUGUGUGUGUCACAUACACUGUAGACUACUGAGGCGGCAUCAGCUUGAGCAAGGCAUUUCUCUUUUACCCCGACAAACCUUCAGGGGGCUUUUAGCAUUUGUUCAGUCUGCAGUCUCUGGAAAACAUCUGAUUCAUUUUUUAACCAGUCCCAGAUGCUGCAGUGUGAGAGUGUGUGUGUAUGAGCGCGUCAGUGUGAGUUUGUCAAUGCAUGAGAAUUUGGGGAGAAUCUCUGCUUUCUAGAGAAGGGGAGGGAAAGAAGAACCGUGUGGAUUUUUUUUUUUUUUAAUAUAACUUUUUUAGGUAUGAACGCAGAUACGUGCGUCUCAUACUGCGAUAUGACAUCGAUGGAUUCAUAUUAUAGCCCAUCUACUGCGCAAGGUAGGGAUCACCAGGCGAACCCGUUCAGGACUUUCCCGACGACUGAAACCAAAUACAGCCCCACGUUCAUUCCUGGUAAAGGGCAGGCUUACGGAGAGAAGUCCCGGAGUCCUUUCCAGCCGGAGUGCCAGUCAUUGGAUGGCGCGGAGGAGAGCACCUUCAACAAAUACCAGCUCUUCAUGCAGCGACCGACCUGCAAAACUCCACCCGAAGGAAGCAAACUGCACCCGGACAGCGGACACAACGGGACUCUCAUUCCCUGCUAUGGGAAAGACAACAGCGGUUUAACAGAGUCUGAGUUGCCCCAGAGUGUCGACCCUCCUGGGAUGGAAGGCAGCUACCUGAACCUAAAGGAACCCGGGGUGAAGGGUCCCACUGAGCGGCCGGGCUCAGACAUUUCCAGCCCUCUAGACAAAAGUGAAGCUGAGAGCAACAAAGGCAAGAAAAGACGCAACCGCACCACCUUCACAAGCUAUCAGCUGGAGGAACUGGAGAAAGUUUUCCAGAAGACGCACUAUCCAGAUGUUUAUGCACGAGAGCAGCUGGCACUGAGGACGGACCUGACAGAGGCUCGUGUACAGGUGUGGUUCCAGAAUCGUAGAGCAAAGUGGAGAAAGAGAGAGCGUUUUGGGCAGAUGCAACAGGUCCGAACACACUUCUCCACAGCUUAUGAACUGCCUUUACUUACACGGCCUGAGAACUAUGCACAGAUCCAGAACCCGUCAUGGAUUGGAAGCAGUAGCGGAGCAUCUCCAGUUCCAGGCUGCGUGGUGCCUUGUGACUCCGUUCCUUCCUGCAUGCCUCCUCAUCCUCACGGUCCGGGAAGUGUCUCUGACUUCCUAGGUGUCCCCAGUCCGGGGAGCAGCCACAUGGGACAGACACACAUGGGCAGUCUUUUUGGUGGCCCUGGAAUGGGUGGAGGUAUCAAUGGCUAUGAUCUCAAUGUUGAUCCAGACCGCAAGUCCUCCAGCAUAGCUGCACUGCGUAUGAAGGCCAAAGAACACAGUGCAGCCAUCUCUUGGGCUACAUGAUGUCCCAGUCCAGUUCUUUCCUGCCCCCAUAUGGCCCCUUCUCUGGAGCAGCAUUAGUGAGUGCCGUGGGGGAGGAGGGAGGUUUCCUGAGAGCACGAACGAUAACACAGGUCAAAUGAGCAGUGAGAGACUGUGGAGAUAACAGAGGCCAUUACAACGCCAAUGCAACUAAGAUAACAACUGUGACUGUGACAAUCAGCAGAUGCUGAAAAUGAGAGAAUUACAGACGUGUGACUAAGUGAGUUUUUUUGAUCCUUGAUCUCUCAGGUCUCAAUGAAAUAUGGGGUUUUGUUCCCUAAAAAAGUGGGUGUCAUUUCUUAUGGUGAUACAUUUCAGUAAAAUAAGCAAUAUCAUAAACACAGUUUACAAAAUGCCUUUGUAGAAUACAGUAUUUCAGUCCAAAUCCAGUCAUAUUGUACAUUACUUAAGUUUACAAAAUUAAGCUUGAUUCAGAGUAUUAAUUUUCUUUCUCAGUUUUUUUAUACUACUCAUCCUGCCCCUGUCACAUCAUUUAUGUGACUACUUUCAACUUGUCAUUAAAAAGAAAAAAAAAACAAAAAAACUGAACAUAAAUUACAUAUAUGAUGGUUAUUUUACAAGCUAUUUAAAACCAGAGCCACUCAAUUGCAGAAAAAAGCUCAGAUGCAACUCCUAAAAGUUUUGUUUCUGUCAUUUUUCAUUGCAAAUGUAGUUAAUGUAAUAAAGAAAUUGUAAAACAAACAAUAACAUGUUAGUCUUUGGUGCAUAGACAGAGGUUGCAAUAAGUGAACCAAGUCUAAUUGAGUGAGUGUACAUGGUCUGUGUCAGGUUAGUCCUGGAAGAGGGCAGGCGCUGAGAUUGGCAGCAAUUUCAAACCAACGUGUCAUUUCCUCCCCCAGGGCUGCCUCCCCAGGUUCCCCUGCUAGGCCAGGCCUCAGGUUACAGGAAACACCGUCUCCACUGGCAGACAAGGCGCUGCAACGCACAGCAGCAGCCUUCAACACCAAGUAACCAUGCCAGCCUUAAUCAGCAACCAACAGGAAUAGACACACUUAAUUAGCGUCAAAGUGAGCUGUUCUGCCAUGCGAAUAUGAACAUCACAGCGUACAUGGUGAGAACAUACUGCACACACGGUUCCACACGCUGUAAUAAUCAAUUCAUCAUUAGACGUGGGCUCGGCAGAGAUGAAUCCACGGCUCGCACACAGAAUCCGUCACAUGCCAGAGACUGCAGGCCAAAUCAGUGGCCCUAAUUGUCCUGAAGAGCAUUCUGUAAGGUUUAGGUAAUGUGAUGACAUUAGAGCUGAACAGCAGGAAUGUGGUGAGUAUGUCCAGUGAUUGCAGGGGUGUCUCUGUGUGUUGCCCCUCUGGAAUAAGCUUGUCACCAGAGCUGGGCUUCAGGCUGAGACUAUAGACAGGCUUCAUUAGUCUUUGGCUGAUCUCUCUAUGACGCCCGCUGGGCUACAUAUCCUUUUUCUUUCCCUUGUGUGGAUUAAGUUGGGAUAGUCUGUUUUUGGUCCACAUAGCUGAAUGAUCAUUAAAACACGAGUGUGCCUUACCACUCUACUGUUUGGAGGUAUUGUAUUUUAAAUAGGGCUGCAACUAAAUAUUAUUUUUCAUUGUUGAUUAAUUAUUUUGAUUUGUCGAUUAGGUCUUGACUAAUCGAUUAGUUCUCUUGUAUAAAAUGUCAGAAAAUGGUAAAAACUUACUUAAUGGUCCACAAUCCAAAGAUAUUCAGUUCACUGUCAAAGAGGAGUAAAGAAAUCAGAUAUAUUAAAAUUUAGAAGCUGCAAUCAGAAAAUAUUUUCCUUUUGAUUUCCAGAAUAGCUGCCAAUUACCUAAUUUAUUGACAACUCAACUAACUGUAUCCUCAUUGUGGCUCUAAUAUUAAACAAUUCUUCCCUUUUUAAAAAUUUCUAAUAAAAUUCUCAUAACCAUAAAGAUUUUUCUGGUGACCAAAGAUGAUGUUGGUGAUGACAGGGAGUGAAACCAGUGACAAUAUGACGACUGUACUCACAACUUCCACACAGAGAGUGUAUUGUCAUUCAAAGAAAUAAAUUCACAAGAAAAGACAAAGGCCUCUAAAAUGACUCCAUUCAAUUCAAGAGAAACAUUUUGAAUUAAUAUACACUGUGGUGGAGGGGGGGAAUAUCAUUAAAAUAUAAAGAUAAAAACAGGAUGUGGUCAAAACAAAUGUAUACAUGACUACAUGUGUGACUGAAUUCCUACUUUGGAGAGCUUCUCGCUGGUUCUCCCUCAGUGCUCCACUCCUCUGCAGCUCCGUCCAUGUUGAUACUACUGAAAUAAAGCAAUUAAAAUUCAUGGUUAUAAUGUUGUAUUGUGUGAAUGUGAACAAUAAAUGAUAUUGUUCUUUUGCUUGUACAUUUUUUUUGCUUAUUUGUCAAAUAAUGGACCUCCAAAGAUAAGCCAAUGAGGUAUUACAGUAAUAUUGUAAAAGUGUAAAAUUAUGUUUUGUGUUAUUCUGAAAAGUUGCUCUGGACUUUUACCAGUGUUGAAAUUGCUUUCUAAUUUUCUUAUGGCUUUAAGCAGCUUUUUGUAUAUUAAUCAUGUAUUUCUACAUCUGAUUGUGACUUUUUACAAAGUGCCAUCGCAAUAAGUUAUUGCACUUAAGAGUGUUUUUUACUUCCACUGGGACAGUAGUCUCUUUGCUAAAGCCAGAGGCAUGUGGUUUUGUUUCCCAGCGGUCAAGAACUGUCUCCUAAGCCCGUCCAUAUUUAGCACCAUGAACAGCAUCACUGUGAUCUGCUCAAGGUGCGGGACAUUUGUUGUACAGAAGUAACUUGCUGUUCCUGUUGAUGACUGUUUUGAAGUGAUUAUGAAAUAAAUGAAUGAAUCUCCAGCAGG